AAUGAACCCAACUGUUAAUUUAUCGGCAUCCAUAAGUUUGCAAGGAGUUAGGAAAUUCAACGAAAUCUUUGAAAAGUCUGUCGAUGGUUUCCUUGGAAUCCGUUAUGCAACAGCUGAAAGAUUCUGUAGACCAAAGCCCUUUACGCUAAAGGGCAAGCACUCGGUUGUUACAUACGGCAAAGUAGCACCGCAACGAUUAGCUGAUGUUGCUAAACUAUAUUUUCCUUUGAAAAUACCAGGAGUUGAAAGCAUUAGCGAAGAUUGUUUGUAUUUAAAUGUUUGGAGGCCGUCAGACAUUAGUCAUGGAGAACAAUUACCAGUUAUGGUUUGGUUUCAUGGAGGUUCAUUUACACAGGGUUUGAGUAAUAUAUUCGUUGGUGAUGCAAUUUGCUGUGUUAAUAGGGUGCUAUUGGUAUCGUGCAAUUACAGACUAGGUUUUCUAGGUAACGCUUGUUCACACGAUGGCUAUCUGGAAGGUAACUAUGGAUUUCUUGAUCAACUUGAAGCUUUGGAGUGGGUAAAAAGGCAUAUAGAAAGCUUUGGAGGAGAUAAGAAUAAUGUGACAAUAUUCGGAGAGAGUGCUGGAGGGAUGAGCGUAUCAUUACAUCUCGUUUCUGAAUUAUCAAAGGGAUUAUUUCAUAAAGCAAUCUGUCAAAGUGGAGCUGCGUAUGGUCGACAUUUAAUUUGGAAUAGAAGUCAAGCGUCAAAUUUACUUUUAUCUAAAGCUAAGAGAAUUGGUUACAAAGGAACUAGAAAUGGUCAAGAAUUGAAAGAAUUCUUAAAUUCUCUUUCCUACAACGAUAUUGUCAAUAUGCUGCCUGGAAAUAGUGCUCUAAAUGGAAUAAUAGAUGGUAGAUUUUUGAAAGCAUAUCCUUUAGAUAUUAUCAACGAAAACCCUUCAAAUAUUCCUUUAAUGACUGGUUGUACAAAUGACGAAGGAUCAUUGUUCAUAAUGCCGUUUUUAAAGAACUAUGUUGUCGAGGAUGAAAGGCAUUAUUGUUCAAUAUUGGAUACAAUAAUAAGAAAAAUGUUUUUUAGAGGCUAUUCGGAAAGUGUCUUGAAUCGUUUAAUAGACAGAAUUAAGGAAGUAUAUUCCAAAAAUGAGGAAAGUUACGAGAAACGAUUAUCUAGAUUUUAUAGUGACGUUGUUUUUGUCGUCCCAUCCUACAACUUAGCGACUAGACAUCAGGAGCACGCUAUCGUCUAUCAAUACGAACUGCAUUAUCGUCCUUCCUUCUCUAUUUUCCCUCCUUGGACAGAAUGUAUUCAUGGUUUUGAUAUUCCAUUUGUAUUUGGUGAACCAUUUUUAGGGCGAAUUUCAUACGAAUGGCCGAAAAACGAGCAGAACCUAAGUAUAGAAAUAAUGAAAGCAUGGGGAGAAUUUGCAAAAACAGGUAAGCUUAAAGAAGAGAAAACGUUUAGAGAAGGACAUAUAAAAGUGUGGAAUGAUGGAAAAACUUAUACAAGUGUCUUUCAGAAUGAUAUAAUAAACUUCUGGAAUAACGAGGCGAAGGAAAUUCUGAGAAAUGAUUCCCGAUCGAAGCUUUAA
Molecule: messenger RNA, 1549 nt
Organism: Dimorphilus gyrociliatus
Lineage: Eukaryota; Metazoa; Annelida; Polychaeta; Dinophilidae
Source: the annotation of a GenBank genome assembly